Messenger RNA from Anisakis simplex (herring worm), 309 nucleotides. NCBI's taxonomy places the organism in Eukaryota, Metazoa, Nematoda, Chromadorea, Rhabditida, Anisakidae. The record is from the annotation of a GenBank genome assembly.
AUGGAUGGAUGGAUGGAUAGCCGUGAAAUGGCCAAAAUUCAAGAGAAUAGAGAUAUAGCUUCUUCGGCUGCUGUUGCUGCUGCUGCGGCGAUAUCAAGAGGAACUGGAGCUGGAGCUGGAGCUGGAGUGGAAGGUGUGGAAGGAGCUGGAGUGGAAGGUCUAGGUCUAGGUCUAGGUUUAGCAGCUACUAUCGUUAGCUGCCUGCGGUUGGCUGGCUGGCGUGGAAACAAGCAGCAGCAUAUCGAGCCAUCAACGAGAGAUAUCAAAGAGGAGGAGGAGGUGGAUAGCGUUAUCGUUCGUAUCGUCUAA